CCAUUUGACCGGUCCCUGGCCAGGGCACACUCUUCCAUGCUCUGGCUGUGCUGUGCUAAGGGCUGAUAAUUUUUCUCCAGGUAAAGUAAAAGAUCAAGGCAUAAACUAUAUAGAUUUACAGAAAAUAGGCCAAAGAUUGAGAUUUUUUUGACACAAGCAAGUCCAGAGAACGUUUACCAUGUAUGGUUACCGGCACCCAAGAAGCCCCAGGGAUUCCCAGACAGAACCACAGAAUGACAAUGAAGGAGAGACCAGUUUGGCUACCACACAAAUGAAUCCACCCAAACGUCGCCAAGUGGAGCAGGGUCCCAGUACAGGUGCAAAAAUACCCUCAAUUUCAGGAGCUCCACACCUGAAUUCAUGCCAGUCCCUGGAACCUCCCCAGGAGCAACAGGAUUCUGGAACUGAGGAGCUCAUCAUAGUCCUGGAACAAGGGACAGAAGUGAGGUUGAGCCUGGAAGAGGGUGUCCUCAUCCUGGCCCCAGAGACAGCGCUGCAGCUGACCCUGGAGAACACAGUCCUUGUGAUUGUCCCUGAGCGUGUCCUGAGGUCACAAGAUGGCCUGCAGUCCCCUGUACAGAUCCAGUACAUCAUGCCUCCCGUUGGUGACUUCAGCUUGGAGUGCCAUGCUCAAGAUGGAGACAUCUCAGACAUGAGAAGAGAGAAUGUGCCUUUUUCACCUGCAGAAGAAGGGGAGGCAGCACCCCUGUAUCAGCAGCCCUGCAUGAUACCCCCAGCAAACCACAUGGCUGGGAUCAGCCCUUCUUUCCUAGUAACCCCAUUGUGCAUUCCACGCUGUCUGACAGCCUUCCCCCAACGCUACCCUCUACCACCCACACCGAGUCCCAUGGGAUGCCCUAGACCAGCCGACUCCAGUUUCAGCCUGCAUGGUAUGGAGCUCUUGUGCACCUCCUCCCUCAGACCUAUGCCCUCUUCACCAAGUCCUGGUCCCCAGAUCUAUCACAGGGUUCACCAUAGGCCUCCCAGCAGGGCACGGAGAUGUCUCUUUAGGAGUUGAUUUAACCCAAGAGCCACCCCCUGCAUUGAUAGGUCAGAGAUUGUCCAAGUCCUUAGUCAGGGCAUUCUCUGAAAUGUGGAGAGAAAGUAAUUCCAAGGACCGCUUGCUUCCCCUUUGCUGUUUCCCAUCAUCACCCACUGUCUUCAACAGCGGAGGGUCCCAGAUGCUGCAGGGAGUGGGAGAACCGCAGGGAGUUCAAAUAAAACAUUCACAUUCCACUUCCCACACACUGUCCCUUAGACUUUCUCUUCCUAUUUAACCACGUACAUCCAACCACACUCAGUCGAAUCCCUGACUGCUCCAUGUGAGAGUUCUGCUUCCAGCAUGACGUGGCCUGAAAAUUCAUCUGAAGACAGCUGCUCACUCCCGGGGCUAACACUGCCCCUUGAAUGCUGACGUCCUUGUAGUCAUUGGUCUGAUGCCACAAUAAAUAAUUCCUAAGGCUGGUGCUCUAUUUCUUCCCUGAGAUUCUCCCCUUUUUCUCCAAGCUGUGCCCCAUUCCUUGUCUUAGUCCAGGUUCCCUACACUCCCCAGGCCAAUGCUUUUGAAUAAAUCUUGAUGUGAUUGAAUGAA
Messenger RNA from Pongo pygmaeus (Bornean orangutan), 1591 nucleotides. Its product is annotated as proline-rich protein 23D1. The record is from RefSeq and is a predicted model, not a curated record. The coding region runs from base 179 to 1018 and encodes 279 amino acids. NCBI's taxonomy places the organism in Eukaryota, Metazoa, Chordata, Mammalia, Primates, Hominidae. The transcript has 4 exons.